GUAUCUCUCUCUGGAGAAACGAAACUCCUACCGUUUCGAUUCCUCCGUCAAAACUCUCUCUUUUCUUACCGGAUCAACUCUUCUAAACCUUAUCUCAACUUGAUCUCUUCCAACUUCUGUUGUCUCAGUUUAUAAAGUAACCUCCUUUUUUUUUGGUAAAAGAAAAGUAACCUCCUUUCAAUGGUUGCUUGGUAGCUGUGGAAAUUUCUGUAUCUGGGUUUUGUUUGUUUGCUUACUGCUAACUAGUUUCUGUGUGUUUGGUUUGAUUUAUAAGAAAAAAAAAGAAGAAAGAGUGAUAAAGUUUUCAUUUUUAUUAGGAGUAAAGUUUGGAACCUUAUUAAUAAUGGCGGAACCUGCUGGUGUGGAUAGAGGGAUUCAGAGCUUAAUAUCCGCAAGAAACUCUUUAAAAUCGAGUCUAGAGAAGUCCAAAGCCAUUGGUUUAGCGUUAGGGAAAACCGGUCCUAGGUUUGAAGAUAUUGAGCAGAGAUUACCUUCCCUUGAAGCUGCUGUGAGGCCUAUAAGAGCAGAUAGAGAAGCUCUAGUUGCUGUUGGUGGUCACAUUAACAGAGCCGUUGGUCCUGCAGCUGCAGUGCUUAAAGUGUUUGACGCUGUCCAUGGACUUGAGAAGUCUUUGUUAUCAGAUCCCAAGAACGACCUCUCCGGUUAUUUAUCGGUUUUGAAAAGGUUAGAGGAAGCGUUGAGGUUUUUAGGGGAGAAUUGCGGGUUAGCUAUUCAGUGGUUGGAGGAUAUCGUUGAGUAUUUGGAAGAUCAUAGUGUUGCUGAUGAGAAGUAUCUUUCGAGUUUGAAGAAGUCUUUGAGAGGGCUUAGGGAGUUUCAAGACAAAGCUUGUCUUGACGGUGGGCUUAAGGAAGCUGCUUUGGAUAAGCUGGAGAAUGAGUUCAGGAGGCUGUUACAGGACAAUAGUGUCCCACUUCCAAUGGCGUCUCCAUCAUCGUUAGGUGAUCAACCUUGCAUUGCGCCUUCUCAGUUGCCUGUGACUGUGAUCCAUAAACUGCAAGCCAUUCUUGGGAGACUCAGAGCGAAUAACAGACUUGAGAAAUGUGUUUCGAUAUACGUGGAAGUGAGGAGCUCAAACGUUAGAGCUAGUCUUCAAGCACUUGACUUGGAGUAUCUAGACAUCUCUGUUAAUGAGUUCAACGACGUGCAGAGCAUAGAAGGCUACAUAGCUCAGUGGGGGAAUCAUUUAGAGUUUGCGGUUAAGCAUCUGUUUGAAGCAGAGUUUAAACUUUGUAACGAUGUGUUUGAGAGAUUCGGUUCCAAUGUGUGGAUGGAUUGCUUCUCCAAGAUUGCUGCUCAAGCCGGUAUGCUCGCGUUUCUACAGUUUGGUAAAACCGUCACUGAUAGCAAGAAAGAUCCAAUCAAGCUUUUGAAGCUGUUAGACAUCUUCACUUCUUUGAACAAGCUGAGAGCAGAUUUCAACCGUCUAUUCGGUGGAGCAGCUUGUAUUGAGAUCCAAAACUUCACAAGGGAUCUCAUCAAGAAGCUAAUAGAUGGUGCAGCUGAGAUCUUCUGGGAGCUUUUGGUUCAGGUAGAGAUUCAGAAGCAAAUCCCUCCUCCUAGCGACGGUGGUGUUCCUAGACUAGUUAGUUUUGUAACUGACUACUGCAAUAAACUUAUAGGAGAUAAGUAUAAAUCAACUCUUACUCAAGUUCUGCUUAUACAUAAAAGCUGGAGAUCUGAAAGGUUCCAAGAGAAUCAGCUUAUGGUUGAGGUUCUAAGAAUAAUCAAAAUGAUUGAGCAGAAUAUGGAUGCAUGGAUGAAAGCUUAUCCGGAUCAAACACUUGCUCAUUUCUUCAGCAUGAACAAUCACUGGCAUCUAUACAAGAACUUAAAAGGUACGAGGAUUGGAGAUCAGUUGGGAGAUCCAUGGCUGAAAGAACAUGAUCAGUACAAAGAGUACUACGCUACUGUCUUUCUCAGAGACAGCUGGGGUAAGCUUCCAAGCCAUUUGAGUAGAGAAGGGCUUAUACUCUUCUCUGGUGGACAUGCCACUGCUCGUGAUCUUGUCAAGAAGAGAUUGAAGUCUUUUAAUGAUGCGUUUGAUGAGAUGUAUAAGAAGCAGUCUACAUGGGUUGUUCCUGAAAAAGAUUUGAGGGAUAGAGUUUGUCAACAGAUUGUCCAGGCUGUUGUGCCUGUUUACAGAAGCUAUAUGCAAAACUAUGGACCGUUGGUUGAGAAAGAUGCUAGUUCAAGCAAGUAUGUGAGAUACACUGUGGUGGCUUUGGAGAAGAUGCUCAGCUCUCUUUACAUACCUAAGCCUAUGAGAUAUGGGAGUUUUAAAGGAACACCGCCUAGUGAGAAACUCAAGAAUGAUGUUGACCUUAGACGCACUACUUCCGCUGUUGUCUGAUUGAAGAAGCCAUGUUCUGUUGUGAUCAUAUUGUGUCUGCUUUUUCAGAUCCUGGGAAGCAGAUGUACUAUUUUUAUACGUAUAUAAAUACUGUCAAUCAGGUAUAGCUUCUUAGUUUCAUUUUAUCUCAUGUUAAGGGGGCCAAGAGAGUUAAGAUUAUUCUAUUUAAUGUUAUAACUAGAAGAUCAGCAAGUUUCUUGUUCUUAGUUGUUGUGCCUCAUUUGUAACUGUUAUGAACUUUCAGAUCAGCAUCACCAAACUAUUUUAGAGCCAA
Messenger RNA from Eruca vesicaria subsp. sativa (arugula), 2645 nucleotides. NCBI's taxonomy places the organism in Eukaryota, Viridiplantae, Streptophyta, Magnoliopsida, Brassicales, Brassicaceae. The record is from the annotation of a GenBank genome assembly.